AUCAAUAAUAGCCUAUCUUUUCUUUACAAUUUCUCUUCUUCAUCUUCCAAUAAGAGAGAGUAAAAGAGAAUCAAAACAUGGCUAAUCUUCUUCUAAUGAUCACUCUAAUCACCGUUUUGGUUUAUUUACUUCCGAGCUUUGCUAAAUCGUCAGAAAGCACUAAAGUUAUUACUCUACCUAAGUCCCUAAACCUCCUCACCGAUCCUUCCACCAUCUCCACCGCCUCUCACGAUUACGGAAACGUCACCACCGUGACACCCGGCGGCAUCCUCUGCCCUUCCUCCUCCGCCGAGAUAUCCCGUCUCCUACGCUACGCCGCCAACGGAGAGACUAUAUUCCAAGUGGUGGCUCGCGGCCAAGGCCACUCCUUAAACGGAUCAGGUGGAGUGGUUAUCAACAUGACGUGUCCCGCUGACAUAACUGUUUCAGAAGACAAAGAGUAUGUUGACGUGGCGGGCGGGACGUUAUGGGUGGAUGUGCUUAGAGAGACGGCGGAGAAAGGCGUUUCGCCGGUUUCUUGGACGGAUUAUUUGCAUAUUAGCGUCGGAGGAACGCUGUCUAAUGCUGGAAUCGGCGGUCAAGUGUUUAGAAACGGUCCUCAAAUUAGUAACGUCCUUGAGUUGGACGUUAUAAUUGGAAAAGGUGAAACGUUAGCAUGCUCGCCACAGUUAAAUCCAGAAUUAUUCUAUGGAGUAUUAGGAGGUUUGGGUCAAUUUGGAAUAAUAUCGAGAGCCAGGAUUGUUUUGAACCAUGCACCUAAAAGGGCGAAAUGGUUUAAAAUGCUGUACAGUGAUUUCACAGCUUUUACAAAGGACCAAGAAAGUUUGAUAUCAAUGGACAAUGACACUGGAAUUGACUACGUAGAAGGUCAACUAUUGAUGUCAAACGGCAUCGUCGACACUUCCUUUUUCCCACCGUCUGAUCAAUCUAAAGUCGCUGAUUUAGUGAAAAACCAUAGUAUCAUCUAUGUUCUCGAAGUAGCCAAGUAUUAUGAUGAUCCCACUGUUCCCACCACUGGCCAGGUGAUUGACAAGUUAACUAAAACCCUAAGUUACCUGCCCGGGUUUAUAUCAAUGCACGACGUGCUCUACUUUGAUUUCCUGAACCGUGUACAAGUUGAAGAAGAUAAACUCAGAUCUCUGGCUUUAUGGGAAGUUCCUCAUCCAUGGCUUAACCUCUAUGUCCCUAAAACUCAGAUACUAGAUUUCCAUAACGGUGUUGUAAAAGACAUUCUUCUCAAGCAGAACUCGACUUCUGGCGUUGCUCUCUUCUAUCCCACCAACCGGAAUAAAUGGGACAAUGGUAUGUCGGCGAUGAUACCAGAUGAAGAUGUUUUCUAUGUCGUGGGACUACUACAGGCAGCUAGCUCACAAAAUGUGCAAGAAGUGGAGAGUGUAAACGAGGCGAUCAUUAGGUUUUGCAAGGACUCGGGUAUUAAGAUUAAGCAGUAUCUAAUGCAUUUCACCAGAAAAGAAGAUUGGGUUGAACAUUUUGGAUCUAAAUGGGGUGCUUUUUCGAAGAGGAAAGAUCUGUUUGAUCCUAAGAAACUAUUAUCUCCAGGGCAAGAUAUUUUUUGAUUCACUUAACUUAGAUAUGUAACCAGAAUAAGUAACGAAAAUAAGAUUUAUUAAUAGUAGAUCGAGACUACAGCCAAACAUGUCUAACCGGGAAAAUAUGUUUGGUUGUUGUCU
Brassica oleracea var. oleracea is the source of this 1691-nucleotide messenger RNA. Its product is annotated as cytokinin dehydrogenase 2. Gene Ontology annotation, molecular function: FAD binding; cytokinin dehydrogenase activity. NCBI's taxonomy places the organism in Eukaryota, Viridiplantae, Streptophyta, Magnoliopsida, Brassicales, Brassicaceae. Gene Ontology annotation, biological process: cytokinin metabolic process. The record is from RefSeq and is a predicted model, not a curated record.